AUGGACGGCACGACCAACCCCGGAUGGGGAAGCGGGCACGAGCCCGUCGACAAUUCGUGGGCGGACAAUUUGGUCGCCCAAAAGCCAGCGACCAUUCUGCGUGCGUGGUGCCGCGUGCCCGUCUCGGCCGGCUCUUCGACUCUUCGAAAGGGCAUGACAAUCAUGAAGCGGGUGGGCCGAGUGGCUCGUGUGGUGGCGGCCAGCCAGGCCGCAGCAGAGAUCGAGGUGGCAGAAGACCUCGAGGAGGCCCAGCAGGCGAACCGUCGCCGUCUCAACUCGUUUGUGUCGACGGCUGACGCCGUGUUGGAGUUGGUGGGAGAGUCUCUGUCCAGAGCAGAGGUGGCAAGCGCCGUCAUGCGCGCCAAGGUGGACGUUGCAAACUGCUACCUCCACGAAGAAUACACCGACGUAUCAGAGCAGAGAAACCUGGCCAAGCAGAGCCAGUACACCAAGAAGACUGUCCCCCUGAAGCGCCGCUUCAGCAACUAUUCCUCAGUCGAUUUCGAGUACGCGAGCGGAGGCAAUGGCUACGCCAUUUACAGCGAGCUCCACCCUAUACUCUCCAGAGCUAUGCAGAGCGGCGUCACCGAAAUCGACGUCAGCAUGGCAUCCAUCACAGAGGCUGGAGUCCACCUACGAUCUAUGUCUCGCAACCCCCGAGUUCUUCUGGCUGCCAGCGGCAUGCCAGAGCUAUCAGAUAUCGCCGACGACAGCGAGCCGUCCAGCGUCCUGACCUUGGAGCCUAACGAGUCCAUGUCAGACGCCAAGUCUCCCACGAAGCGAGCCUCUACCCAGUCCCCAAGCCCUACCAAGAGCAGCAAGAGCUUCCGCAAGAGACUCAGCGACACCAUUGUCAGACUGUUGCCAGGAUCCUCCCCUCGGGCUGAGCCUUCUCCCAUCAAGCCGUCUUCUCCUCCUACACCCAGCAAGGACUUUGAAAGCCCUCGUCAGCAAACGCCCUCUAUUACCAUUCCCAAGAGCCCCAGUGCAUCCAAGUCGCCUUUACUAUCGGCAAACUCUACUCCCGGCCUCAUUCGAUGGUCCAACCGCUCUUCCAAAGAAUCGCCUUUUGCUCGAUGGCGCCCAAAGCGCAAAUCGGAACCCGCUCGCCUCUCGACAACACCUUCAUCCCCUCGCAACGACUCCUCCACCUUUGACAUUAGCAUGGAAGACAGCUCUAUCAUGUUUGGAUCCCCUACGCACCAGCCUCGCCCUAACGCCCCUACUCCUUCUAAAUGGAGCGGCCUUCUACCUUCGACCCCUAGCCAAAAGGCUUCCUCUGCAGCUGCCACGCCCGCCAAUGACGGAGCGUCUCUCGGUUUGGUCAAAUCCUUGCCUGAGUGGAUGCAGCACAACCAGUCACCCGCAACUCUCGAAAAAUACGACCCCAGCCACAUUGAAUUCCGACCCUCCUCUCCAUCAUUCACCAAUUCAGCUUCGUGGGUUAAUGUCCCAACGGACUCAAUUGAGAUUGAGCGCACCAAGAUUGUCAGGCGACGCAAAAGUGAGCCGCUGGUCAGAAACAUGCUCAAAUCCCACACUUUGCGACGAACCUCACUUUCAGCUCAGAUCAGAUCGAUUGGGGCCAUGCCCACCAUUGAUGAACCAGCCUUUCCCAGCGAUAAUUCCAUCUCUCGAAUUCCCGAGCAUUCUCAAACUUCUAACCCCUUCAACUCUUCUGCGACUCAGUCAAACACUCUCAUCAACGCUGCUACCGAACAAACCGAAGACAUGGACGCCCAAGACAUGCAAGCCCAAGACAUGCUCGCCCAAGGCGUGGACCCCCAAGAUCCACACGAUUUCCACCGCCUCUCGUGGGAUUACAAGGCGCAGAUAGAGGAUGUGCUCAGAGAGAGAAGAAAUGCCCCUCCUCCUGUUCGCCAUCCAGACGAUGUUUUCGACGACCCCAACGACAGAUACCGCCGUGAAUCUCCUCCCCCGCAUAACCCUGUGGAGCGGCUGGCCCGCAUGGCAGAGACCGGAUGCUACGACAAGGCUGGCGUCAUAAUUGCUGAGAGGGGAGAAAGGCUUCUUGUUCAGUUUAAGCUGCCGAUCAAGUACAUUGAGCAUUUCCCCCAAGACUCACAGGCAGGCAGAGACCCCUGGCGGCCAGACCCUCAAGCACACUACUUCCAGCGCAAAUUCCCAGGAGAAACACCUAGCCCUGAACCUCGACAGAGGUCUGAAUGGAGCUCAUCGCCUCUCGCAGAGGAAGAAUCUCAUCUCGCUGAUAAGACCCUUGUUGUUUCCGACUUUGGCGGCUCUCCUAGCAAGCGCGCUUCACUGUCGGCUGAGAAUGAAGAAUCUCAUCCCAUGAACGAGACUCUCGUUGUUUCCGAUUUCGGCUCACCUGUGAUGCCCUUAACAUCUCCCGACCCUGAAUACUUCUAUCCCAGUGAUGGAACUCUCAUUGUUUCCGAUUUUGCUACCUCGCCUGCCAAGCGCUGCUCGUCUUCUCGUCAAAGCAUCGCCAACAGCUCACCCGCCCCUGCAUCGCAAAAGGUUCCUUUCACACCUGCCGAUCAGUUCAUCAUUCCCGACUACGUGACCACAUCUGAGAGAAAAGUCUAUCAGCCUGGCAUGGUCUAUAAGCCUGACAUGAACUCGCAGCCUCUCGCAGCCCCGGAACUUCCCACAAUCCCAGAGCUUCCCAUGAACUCAGAGCUUGCCGUUAAUACCGACAGCUCGUCUCUCUCUGACCUUGAGAAUACGCCUCCUCUGAACGAAUCAUCGGCAUUGAACAUUGCCAUCAUGGCCGCCGAGAACGAAAGAGAGCAAUCUGCCUAUGCAGACGCCGAACCGUCGCCCGCCGAUUCAACCACCACCAACGAUCCUCUCUCAACCUCACCCAUCUCAUUUACACCCGUGAACCAAUCCAGCGCUCAAAAGAAAGCAGCUAGCCCUACCCUUAGCAACAAGCAAGGCUCCUCUACCAGUCCAGAAUCCGGAAAGCCAUACCCCAUCAGCCACGACGAUACCCCUGAGCGCGAUUAUCUGCGCGAUUUCAUCAGACGCUCGAAGCCCCGACGUCUCUCUACCACCGAGACCGGCUCCCCCAUCGCCAUCGCCCCUGUGCAGCGUCAACCUCUUGGAGCUAGAAGCCCUAACAUGGAGACUCAGCCAAAGGAGAAGCGCAAGUUUGAGAGCAGCGAAGGAGAAGAGAACGAGAACGAGCCAGAGGCCAAGCCGGAGCCUGCUGCCAAGCGAGUUCGCCGUGUUCAUCGAACCACCCCGCCAAAGCCAAAGCCUGUUGCUACCAUGAAUCACUCAGAUGAUGAAGAUCCCCUCGCCAAGGACGUGGCACCAACAUCAGUCAAGACCAGUGAUGCUGUCGACGAGCUGGCAAACCACGAAGAGCAGGAAGAGGCCCCCGUUCCGGCUGCAUCUCGCCGAUCCUCGCGUUUGAAGACCAAGCCAAGCGCCAUUCCCAAGCCGUCGACUCCAGCACCCACCAAAGUCGGUCGUGGACGUCCCCCUAACACCCUAGGCUCCGUGCGCAACGAACAGCAGGACUUGGUCCACCAAACCCGCGCCAACACUCGCCGUAACAAGGGGAAUGCUGAGUAUCCUGCCCAAUUUUUGGCUCGGCACUCUGAGGAGGAAGAGGAAGAGGCAAGCCAGCAGGACGAAACCGAGACCUCCAAGGCUGGACGUGGCAAGAGCGUCGUUUGGAAGGAGCCGUUGGCCUCGUACCAGGAGGAAGAGAAGCCAAAGAGGGGGCGGCCGGCCAAGGCCAAGGCCACGGUGGUCGGGAGCCGGGUCUCCAAGCCCGCGGCCAAACCCUCGGCGGCGGCGCAGAAGCAGCGGUCCAGUAGGAUCGCGGCCGGCCUAGGAAUGGCAGGGAACGGGACUCCUGCCCCCAAGCGCGCGACUCGCGCGUCAACACGGAGUCGGAAGUGA
Molecule: messenger RNA, 3900 nt
Organism: Trichoderma breve
Lineage: Eukaryota; Fungi; Ascomycota; Sordariomycetes; Hypocreales; Hypocreaceae
Exons: 3
Coding region: 1-3900 (1299 amino acids)
Source: RefSeq, a predicted model, not a curated record